Messenger RNA from Ctenopharyngodon idella (grass carp), 2293 nucleotides. Its product is annotated as gastrula zinc finger protein XlCGF8.2DB-like. Gene Ontology annotation, cellular component: nucleus. The record is from RefSeq and is a predicted model, not a curated record. NCBI's taxonomy places the organism in Eukaryota, Metazoa, Chordata, Actinopteri, Cypriniformes, Xenocyprididae. The coding region runs from base 113 to 1102 and encodes 329 amino acids. The transcript is spliced from 3 exons.
GAGUCGCUCAAAGACUAAAAAGACAUUUUUAAAGAAAAGAAGAGCCAAGAAAUCUGCAACCUGCACUCAGUGUGGAAAGAGUUUCACAGACAAACAAUAUCUUAAGAUUCACAUGAGAGUUCAUACUGGAGAGAAGCCGUUCACAUGUGAUCAGUGCGGGAAGAGUUUCACAAGAUCAGAACACCUUAAGUUACACAUGAAGAUCCACACUGGAGAGAAGCCACACGCAUGUGAUCAGUGUGGGAAGAGAUUCUUAUGCGAACGUCAUUUUAAGCGUCACAUGAGAGUUCAUUCUGGAGAGAAGUCCUUCAUGUGUGAUCAGUGUGGGAUGAGCUUCACACGAAAAAUAUACCUUAAAGAACACAUGACGAUCCACACUGGAGGGAAGCCGCACGCAUGCGAUCAGUGUGGGAAUAGUUUCACGCGAUCAGAACACCUUAAAGUACACAUGAGAGUUCACACAGGAGAGAAGCCGUACGCAUGCGAUCAUUGUGAAAAGAGAUUCUCAAGCAAACAUUAUCUUGAGACUCACAUGAGAAUUCAUACUGGAGAGAAGCCGUACGCAUGUGAUCAGUGCGGGAAGAGCUUCAUACGAAAAACACUUGUUAUUCAACACAUGAAAAUCCACACUGGAGAAAAGCCGUACAUGUGUGAACAGUGUGAAAAGAGAUUCUCAUGCAAAGGUAAUCUUGAGAUUCACAUGAGAGUUCACACCGGAGAGAAGCCGUUCACAUGUGAUCAAUGUGGAAAAACAUUUCUUGUGGCAUCAAACCUGAAGACACACCUGAGAGUUCAUACGAAGGAGAAGCCACAUUCAUGUUCUGUGUGUGGAAAGAGUUUUUCAGUGCUGUGUAAUUUAAAAGUACAUCAGAAAACACAUACUGGUGUGAGAGCUCACAUGUGCUUUGAGUGUGAGAAGACUUUUAUUUCAUUGAACAGUUUAAAAGUGCACCAGAGGAUUCACACUGGAGAAAAACCUUACAAGUGUUCACACUGUGACAAGAGAUUCAGUCAGUCAGGAACACUGAAAACACAUGAGAGGAUCCACAGCAGAGAGAAGCUGCACACGUGUGAUCAGUGUGGAAAGAGUAAAGUCACCUGAAGAUACACAUGAAGAUCCAUGCAGUGGAGAAACCACAUCACCACAGUCAGAAAUCACAAACUACCAGAAAGCAUCUGGAAGGAGAGGACAGAGAGAUCCAGUGAUCCAGAACCUGCAGAAUGAAACUCAGGGUUCCCACGGGUCAUGGAAUUUCUGGAAUUUCAUGGAAUUUUAAAAGACCUGAUGGACAUGAACAAGAAAAGAAAAACAGAAGCUAAAAAAUUUGUCAAAAAAACAUUUCACAUGUAAAUCAAGGCCGAAGAUUCACACGAGGAUCCACCGCGGAGAGAAACCUUACACCUGUGAUCAAUGUGGGAAGAGUUUCUCCGUUCUGAAAUCACAUCUGUCUUCUCAUUCUGAAGAAGAGACCAGAAAACUCACACUAGAGAAAAACCUUUCAAUCGUUCAGGGAGAUGAAGAAGAGACCAGAACACUUUUAACAGAGACAUGAAUCUGAAUGAAUCCCUGAACAUGAAUCACUUUUACUUACUUUUUGUGCUUUAAGAAAUGAUUGAUUAAACUUGAUUAAUAAUUGAUUAAACUCAUUACUCAUUUUAUCAACAGCUUAUUGCUAUUGUCCAAUUUUAUUUUCUGCUGAUUCUUAUUGCAUCAGGAAUAAUUUUAUAAUUAUAUUGUUUAUUAAAUAAAAUAAUGUUCCCAGAAUGUUGGAGGAAGGUGUUUGAAUAGCCUAAAUAUAACGUUCCCUAAUAGUUAUUUUUAAAUUUUAUUUUUGCAACCAUAAAAUAAUGUUCCCAGAACAUUGCAGGGUAGUUAUUUUUAAAUAACAUGAACAUAGCUCAUACAGGAUGUUUCCUUAUGGUUAUUUUUAGGUUAUUGUUUUUAUAACCAUGUAAACUAACCUUUCAAUUAAAACGUUGUAGAUGUUUUUGUAUGAUGACCUAUACAGAGCUCUGAAAUUAGUUUAUGCAGCAUUUAAUAAAAUGUAGCAAUUAGAUAAAAAAAAAAAAAAAAAAAAAAAAAAAAAGCACAUUGUAAUGUUAAUGUGAAACUCACAGAAAUGGUAAAUUCUUGGGUUUGUUUCUAUCUUCAUGAACUGUGCUUCAUGUGCCCUCGCUUUCUCUUGUCUUAAACAGAAAGCCGCCAACUCACGGAAUUUAAAAAUUCACAUUUUGUUUUACUGGCUGACUAACAUUUGUUUAAUAAAUAAUAGUUCAACCCACACAUGACUGA